GUGCCAGGGCCUUCAGUGGGUAGAGUCCAUCAGCUGCUCUGUGGGCAGGCAGUUGGGGCUAGGGGGCUCGCCAUCAGAAGUAAGACUGUGUAUUCCACUGACUCUUGCCUGACGAGAUUGGCAGUACCAUGGGUGUCUGGCAGUGGCUGACCAUGCUCCUAUUGUUGGUGCUCCUGGUGGGAAUCCUGGGGUACCCUGUAUGGCCGGCUGCUGUGGCAGUGGUCCUGCGCUGGUUCCUCGGAGACCGCCUGUGCUUCCUGCUACUGGGCCUGGUGACACUGGCCUGGCUCUGGAUCAGCCCCUGGCAGCCUCACUUGCCGGGCCUGGUGGCUGCAGUCCUUCCUCUGACCCUGCUUCCCGCACAGCUACCCCCAUGGCUGCGCUGGCUGCCUGCAGAUGUGGUCUUCAUAGCCAAGGCCUUUUAUCUGGCCUUGAGCAUCAGGAAACGCCUGAGCAGACAGCCUCUAGACACCUUUGUGGAUGCCUUUGAGCGGAGGGCACGAGAGCAGCCUGGCCGGGUAUGCUUGGUGUGGACUGGGCCUGGAGCCUGUAAGGUCACCACUGGUGAGCUGGAUGCCCGAGCCUGCCAGGCAGCAUGGGCCCUGAAGGCUGAGCUGGGCAACAUGGAGGGCCUGCGUGCAGGAGAACCUGUUGCUCUCCUGGUAGGAGCCUGGAAGGUCAUUUCUGCUGUGAGUCUGUGGCUGGGGCUGACCAAGCUGGGCUGCCCGGUGGCCUGGAUCAACCCGCACAGCCGCGGGGCACCCCUGGCACACUCUGUGCUCAGCUCGGGGGCCCGGGUGCUGGUGGUAGACCCAGACCUCAAGGACAGCCUAGAGGAGGUCCUUCCCAAGCUGCAGGCUGCACACAUCUACUGCUUCUACCUCAGUCAUGCCUCCACCACACCUGGUGUGGGGUCAUUGGGGGCUGCCCUGGAUGCUGCACCCUCUGACCCAGUGCCUGCUCACCUACGUACUAAGAUCACGAGUCGAAGUCCUGCACUGUUUAUCUACACCUCAGGAACCACAGGGCUCCCAAAGCCAGCCAUCCUUACACAGGAGAGAGUGCUACAGGUGAGCAAGAUGCUGUUCAUGUGUGGGGUGACAGCUGAUGAUGUGGUCUACAAUGUCCUGCCUCUCUACCACACCAUGGGGCUGGUCCUGGGGGUCAUCGGCUGCCUGGAGCUUGGAGCCACCUGUGUCCUGACACCCAAGUUUUCUGCCUCACGCUUCUGGGAUGAUUGUCGGCAGCACGGUGUGACAGUGAUCCAGUAUGUGGGCGAAGUUCUGCGGUACUUGUGCAAUGCUCCCCAGCAACCUGAAGACCGAGCACACAAAGUCCGCUUGGCAAUGGGCAAUGGACUCCGAAAAGAUGUAUGGGAAACCUUCCAGAAGCGCUUUGGUCCUAUUCGGAUCUGGGAAUUCUAUGGUGCUACAGAGGGCAACACAGGCUUCGUCAACUAUCCAGGGCACUGUGGGGCCGUGGGCAAGACAAGCUGCUUUCUUCGGAUGCUGGCCCCUUUUGAGAUUGUGCAGUUUGACAUGGAGGCAGCAGAGCCCAUGAGAGACGAGCGGGGCUUGUGUAUCCCGGUGGAGCCUGGGAAACCAGGGCUCCUGUUGACCAAGGUACUAAGCCACCUCCCUUUCGUUGGCUACCAUGGUUCCCGAGAGCUGUCUGAACGAAAACUGGUGCGGGAUGUACAACAUCCAGGCGACAUUUACUACAACACUGGGGAUAUCUUGUCUGUGGACCGUGAAGGCUUUUUCUACUUCCAUGACCGCAUUGGGGACACCUUCCGAUGGAAAGGUGAGAAUGUGUCCACACGGGAGGUGGAGGGUGUGUUGUCACUGGUGGACUUCCUGCAGGAAGUGAAUGUCUACGGUGUGUCAGUUCCAGGUUGCGAGGGCAAAGUGGGCAUGGCUGCUGUGAGGCUGGCCCCUGGCCAGACCUUUGAUGGGCAGAAACUGUACCAGCAUGUGCACAAAUGGCUCCCAACUUAUGCUGCCCCCCAUUUCAUCCGUGUUCAGGACACUCUGGAGAUCACAGGCACAUUCAAACAGGUCAAAUCCCACUUGGUGCGAGAGGGCUUUGAUGUGGGGAUCAUCACUGACCCCCUGUUCAUACUGGACCGCCGGGCCCAGGCCUUCCAGCCCCUGACAACAGACACGUAUCAGGCUGUAUGUGAGGGAACCUGGAAGCUCUGACCCCCUGGCCUGCCGAGAGGACAUCUGAAGGGGCAGGGACCAGCACUGACUCCCUUCUUGCACAGAGCUGUCAGAAUUCCAGAUGCACAGGCCGAUGACAGCACUGGCCCUGGCAGCAGAGCAAGAAUAAAAACUCAAAUGUGUA
Cavia porcellus (domestic guinea pig) is the source of this 2346-nucleotide messenger RNA. RefSeq names its product solute carrier family 27 member 5 (gene Slc27a5). The record is from RefSeq and is a predicted model, not a curated record. Gene Ontology annotation, cellular component: endoplasmic reticulum. The transcript has 10 exons. Gene Ontology annotation, molecular function: long-chain fatty acid transmembrane transporter activity; long-chain fatty acid-CoA ligase activity. Bases 129 to 2201 code for a protein of 690 amino acids. Lineage: Eukaryota; Metazoa; Chordata; Mammalia; Rodentia; Caviidae.